GCUCAGCAUAGAUUCCUGCUGUUCCUCAGCUUUUCCUCUAAAGUCUUGGACCUUGAUUUCCAAAUGAAAUUCAAACUUUACUUUAACAGGACUUUGGACCACAGCACAAAGUUAAUGCAUCUUACAUGGGCUUAACUUGUCACAGGAGACAUCUGUUGAUUUUUUUGUUGUUGUUGUUGCUGUUGUUUAAUUAGCUGAUAAAUGUGAUGUUAUGAGUUUUUAUUAUUCAAUUUUUUCUGCAGUGCUCUAAUUUUCUCAGACGCUCAUUUGGGCGUUAAUUAUCUGUAAGCCAUCAUUGCUCAACAGAACACAGAACAUACUGAUCCUCACAUUAGCAGAAGAUAUGAGCAAUUCAGAAUGGCUUUCUCCAAACAACACUGAUUUCAUUCCCAGCCAAAUCCUCCCACAGAGGUUGCAUCAUCUCAAGGACAAACUACCUAAACACAGACUGAGGCGUAUGCAGAACAGUGCAGUGAGGAAUACUCCGACCUCUAUACAGAGGAAACUAACCAAGCACUACAAACCUUUGGCUCAGCCAAGGAUCAUCAGCUCCUCAAGACAAGAUUAACUAACAACGUACUUCUCAAGGACAAGGAAGACUCUUUUAAGGGUCAAAAUGUUUAUAUUUUAGACAGGGAAGGUGGAUGCUCUUAGAGAGUAAAAAAAAACAAAACAAAAAAAACAAAGUCAUUGACAACUAAUGAGUGACACCACUCAUCUAUAAAAGCACAUGGUAUAUCCUUGAGCCUACUCAGAAUCUUCAUUAUAUAAAUGUGAUAACUAGGGAAAUCUAUUAUUAACAGAUAUUGUUUUUUAAUGCAUAUAGCAGCCCAAUAAUCUUUAGUUUCAAUAAAAGGCCAAAUCUGAUCUAAGGUGUUUAUUUACACUGUAGAGAUGAGAUUUUUAAGAAAUCCUUGCCUAGAUGCUCUAUUCAAUCACAUUGCAUGUUCAAAGUAAAGACUGGUGGGAGCAAGUGGCGCAGAUUUUAAGGAUACAUCAUGGAGGCACAACUUUUAAGAUGUCUUGGAGAAAACUAAUGAAACUUUGCCAGUUGACAAAAAAUAUAAUGAGUCCCAAUGAGACAACAGUUCAUUCUCCUAAUUUCUAUGAGAGGAGAGAUUUUAAGCCCAGCCUGGAGUGAGAAGAAGUUUCUAAAAGAUAACCAUGCAACAGUAAGGUUUGGCGUCACCAGCUAUCUAGGAUAAGAACUGAAGACCAGUUGUUUUGUUUCAAACCUUUUUUUGAUUCAUAAUCAUCAAAAUCACAUUAAAGUGUUUUUUUGCACUAUGUCUAAUAAAUCUAUGAGUUAAAGUUUCUUAUGAGUGUCCAAUAUUCUAAUUCUAAAUAUUCUAAUUACCUAAGUUGUAACCCGUUUCCCUUUUCUUUCAUUCUUUUCAUGUGUAAUUUUUCCUUAAGUCAUUGACUUUUUUCCAUCCUUGUGUCCAACCUAAUUGCUAUUCUUUCUAGAACCGUCUUUCUUUAGUUUUAUUUCUCCUAUUUGUCCCCUGCCUGUUUUUCCUUCCCACCACCUGUGUAUACAUUAUGUUCAGCCUGCAUGUCUGUCAGCCCACUCUUCUUAUUUUCUUCCAUUCCUUUUUUGCAGGUUCCAUAUUUAAAGCCAUAAAGGGACAGUGUGUAACAAAUAUGCCAUCUUUAUUAGCAAAAAUAAAGUGUUGCUUUGUCAAUUUCACAUGUGUUGAAAAGCUUAUAACCUCACAUCAAAAAUAAAAGCAUUCUCAUAGUUUACAAAUAAAUAGCAGCUGAUUCACCCAGUUGAAGACCCAUGUUGUCAUUUUCUGUUUUAUUUUUUUAUUUCAUAGAUUAUUUUAGUUUUUUAUUUAUUUCAGCUGUUAGAUUAAACGUGAUUGUUAUCCUACACUGGACGUGCUCAAAUGCAACAAUUAGGAGCUGCUUUUUUUGCACUAAAUUCGUAUCAUCUAACGGGCAUAGGCUUUUUUUAGCUAUGUUUUCAGAGAAAUAUUACACUUUUCAUCGUUUAUUUUUGCAGAUUUGACAAGUGCUUUAGUUGUUGUUCUUACAAGCUUGACCAGUGUGCCACAUGUAAUUAAGCUAGUGCAUCACUAGGUGGGGGUAAACCUUGCACACUGCCCCUUUAAGCAUCUUUGGAGAUUUAUUUACGAAUAUGCUCCUCUUCUUUCUAUUAAUGUGUUAAUCUGUUUUUUUUCGUUUUUUUUUUUUUUUUUUUUUUAUCUUCAUCUUGAUGUUUUUAUUCCAGCAAUUUAACCCAAAUAUUUGAGAUUUUUUACUGCAGAAAGGUGUUCCCAAGCAGGUUUCUGUGGCUGAAGAGGAAACUCAGAGGAAGCAGCACUACAGGAUAAUUCAAGAGCUGCUGACAGAGUCAAAUCAUCUUAGAGAAGAACUCCAUAACCUGAGUUGUCUAAGACUGAUUAAAGCAGAAGAGAGGGGUAAAAAGCACAAGGAGCGACUCAAGGCACAGCAACUGAGCGAGCGCAUCCAGCAGGAGCUCAAAGAAAAAGAGCUGCUCAUCAUCGACCACAACAAGCUCAACAUGUUGCUCCAACACAGAGUAUCACAGUAUGCAAAACUCUAUAAUCAAUUCAAGGAAGAGAAGAAUAAGUAUGUGAGGCUAAAACAAAUUGCCUCACAGACAAUUUCGGAUUUGGGAGAGCAACUAAACAUCCUUGGGAACGAGAUGGAAAUUCAGCGCUCCAUCGCUGAUAGCAAGGACAGAUUAUUAACAAAAGCUCGUAUAAACGUCUCCAAUGGUUCCAAAACGAGGGAAAGACUGUGUAAUGAGAUAUCUAAGUUUACCUGCAAACGGCAUCAAAUCAGUCAAAAGUAUGAAGACAACAAACUGGAGCUAACUAAUCUCUCCCAAAUGAUCGAGUUCCAACAGAAUACCCUUCUGGGACUAAAGAAAGGGCUUGAAAAAGCCUCACAGAGACGCAUUAUUCUGGGAAUACAGCUCCUGGAACAGGAAAAAGUUUUGUUAAACUAUUGUGAGCAGACGAAGAACCUGGAGGCAGCCAUCACUAACAGAAACAUGGCAAUGGAGACCAUGGAGACUGACAUGAGAGAAUUGAAGAUAAAGAUUAAUGAGGAGAAGAGGCAAAUAGGCCUGAAGAAAGGGGACGGGAUCCUUAAGAGGAAGAUAGAAGAGGAGAUCACCAUGCUGCAGAUCGAGCUGUCAGAAGCCAGAAAAAAGACGCUGAAAAGUGUGAAUUGCACCCUUGAGUACAGGGAGCUAAAGGGCGAAGAUCUGCCAACUUCAGAACUAGUCAAGAAAAUGAAGCAGCUGGAGGUGAAUUUGGCGAAGCGUGAGAGUCAGCUGCUGGAAAAAGAACUCCUGGUGGAGCAAGUGACCCAGCUGUCAAAGUCACUGAGGGAGCAGGCGGAGAGCUGCAGGCUCCACAGUCUCUCUGUGGCAAAGAAGCUGAAUGAAACCCGCACAAACAUGAUUAACAUCAACCUUUCCUUGAUGGCUGCUUCUGCAGAGUUCUCCAUGAAGGAGGCGGUUGCUUUGUCUGAGCAGCAACAAAUCAAGGAAAAAGACUUGCAGUUGUCAGAAGCCAGAAAAUGGAUGCUGAAAAAUGAGAAUUGCACCCUUGAAUUCAGGGAGUCAAAGGUUGAAAACCUGCUAACUUCAGAACUGGAGGAGAAAAUGGACGAGCUGGAGGUGAAUGUGGCGGAGCGUGAGAGUCAGCUGCUGGAAAAAGGACUCCUGGUGGAGCAGGUGACCCAGCUGUCAGAGCCACCAGGGGAGCAAGCGGAGAGCUGCAGGCUCCCCAGUCUCUCUGUGGCAAAGAAAAUGGACAAGUGCCAGUGGGAGGCUGGUCAGGCAAUGCCACCAUAUCUCGACAUAGAGGAGGGGUAUAGGAGGAUGCUGAGAGACAAAAAGAGGAGGCAGAGGGAAAAGGAAGAAAAGAAGCUUGCUGAAGAAAGUAAGUGGAGAUUGCUGCCAAAUGGAGUUUACACCACGGCAGAAGCCAGACCCAACGCGUACAUUCCUGAGAACGACCUGCUCGGUCUGCCCAAACCCUUCGGACGCUUUCCACCCAUCAAACCCUGCCCAAAGGGGGCCUAUAUGAGGCAUUACCGCAAUCCAACAAUCAGACCCUGGGAGAUUUAGAAGGCAUCCCUACUCGUAUGCUGGAAAAGAAAUAAAAAUCUGCAAUGUUUAAAUCACUUUCUGAAUCUGGUUACAGUUGCUUUGUUUUCAUUUAUUUACUGGCAGUAUUUAAUCUUUACUUACAGCGCUGUCAGUGACAGGAUGACAAAGAGUUCAGGGGAAACAUGAGUGUGCUGUUACAUAAUGAUCCCCAGUAUGAUUUCAUAAUCACUGCACUGCCUAGCAACACGUCAGUGCCGCUCAGACCUCCUUUCCCUAUCAGAUUAAAUCUAUUUCUUAGAGUAUCCUUUCACAUACUUCAUUUUUGUUGUUGUUUCCCCCUUCAGGGUAGUAAUUCUGAAAAUAUUGCAAUGGGUUUAAGCUUUGCACUAGAAUCAGGAUAGCCCUGCAUAACGCUUAAAUAUGAUCAAUCUAGAGAGGAGGGGGAGGCAAUGAAAGAGCAUGAAGGAUGAUAAAGAGAGGAGAAUUUAAAUAAAGGGGAUGAAGCAUCUGAGAAGGCAGUAGAGGAGAUUCAAAGUAAAAAAAAAGAGGAUGAAAAGGAAGGCUGUAAAUUGUGAGGUUCAAAGUUGGACACUUUUCAGCAGAAAUAUUAAGUAUCUGACAAAUUUCUGGUAAAGCCAGCAAUUCCACAAAUUAAUGAGUGGAGGUCUUUGGUAGCUGAUGAAAGUUAAUUGAGUGUGUGGAAAGAAAAGCAGGAAACGCCUGAAACAGCUGGGGUGCAGCACGCUAACCCUGACUAGUGCUGCUCGCAGCAUGAGUCAACUUCCUAAGAAAAAACUCGGGAGACAAGAU
Molecule: messenger RNA, 4903 nt
Organism: Cyprinodon tularosa
Lineage: Eukaryota; Metazoa; Chordata; Actinopteri; Cyprinodontiformes; Cyprinodontidae
Gene: ccdc146
Product: coiled-coil domain containing 146
Exons: 13
Coding region: 2531-4111 (526 amino acids)
Cellular component (GO): cytoskeleton
Source: RefSeq, a predicted model, not a curated record